AUGGAGAGACCCAGAUACUCAAGAAAACUCUCAUCUAACUCUGUGCAUCGUAGACGAUCAACCUCGAGAAAGGCAAGACGCAGGCGAUCGUCUUCGUCUCAUUCUGGGGUGCGACCUCUUUCUGCGGAUUUCUCAUUCGCUGACGACUCCAAUCUCGACCCAGAAUUCUACGAGAGUAAAGCCACACUUGACAAUACUCUUCCUCUUGACUAUUUCAAACAGGACGUUCUUGCUGUGAUACAAAACCUCCGAAUACCCAAAUGGCGCAAGAUCCCUCUCACCGGCGCUUCUCUUCAAAAUCUCGAGCUACAACGUAUAAGCGGUGCGCUGACAAAUUGUGUCUAUAAGGUGACCUAUAAGAACCUGUAUCCGCUUCUUCUAAGACUCUAUGGUGCCAAUGUCGACAACAUUAUUGACAGAAAGAGCGAGCUCUUGACUUUGCAACGGCUUUCCCAAAGAAAUAUAGGCCCUAAGCUCCUGGGCUGUUUUUCCAAUGGCAGGUUCGAGGAAUUCUUGAACAAUUCCAUCACCCUCAACAAGGAGCAAAUCAGAGAACCGAAAGUGAGCCGGAUGAUUGCCAGAAGAAUGAAAGAGCUGCAUUAUGGCGUUCCCUUGGAAUCUGACGAGAAACUCCAGGGCCCCAAAGUGUGGAAUUUAAUCAGCAAGUGGGCCCAUUUAGUGGACGAGAUGGAAUCUAGUGCCACCCAAGAUGACCAAAUAAAGGUUUUCAUGUGCACUUGGGCACACUUCAAGCAAAUUGUCGCCAGAUACCAAGAGUGGCUUUAUCACCAAUACGGCGGACGAAUGAAUGUUGAUGAGAAGCUGAAAUUCUGCCACAACGACACUCAGUAUGGCAAUCUGCUAUUCUACAAUAAAUACAACCAGCCAUCCUUCGAUGAGGACGACUCGGACGUUGAGUCUAUGGCGCUAGACGAGACACUGGCUCAAAAAACGUCGUCUCUAUCGCUUUCUACAGAAGACACAACGCUCCCGCUGGUUACAGACCUAGACUAUAAGGAUGACAAAAAGCUUGUUGUUAUUGAUUUCGAGUACGCCGGACCAAAUUUGCCCGCAUACGACAUCACCAACCAUUUUUGUGAAUGGAUGGCAAACUACCACGCAAUCGAUAGCUACAAGCUCAGAGUUCACAGAUAUCCAACCCGAGAAGAAAGAAUAAACUUUCUGAACACCUACAUUAAUUAUGUUCCCGGAUCCUCAACCCCUAAUCUUGUCCCACAACCGGGUCGAUCGAGAUCUUCUGGCACACCCGCAUUUUUGACGCAACGGUCGUCUUCAGUUGUGAACCUGAAGGAAAGUGAACUUCCAGCUCGUGUGGUCGAACUUUACAAUGAGACGAUUAUCUGGAGGGCCACGAACUCGAUAUUCUGGGCCCUUUGGGGAGUCAUCACCAAGGGCUCUAUUUCUGGCGAAAAGCCAGCUCAUUUGAAGGCAACGUACGAGACCGGUCCAAAUGGUGAAGUUUACCGCGUCACCAUUGAAGACGACAUCGAUUUGGACGACGAAGCGGCAGUUGAGGAAAUUGGUGACGAUAACGACGAUAAUUUCGACUAUCUUCACUACUCAUUGGAAAAAGUCGGAAUGGUUAUGGGGGACCUUAUCCAACUUGGACUGGUUGCCAAGGAGGAAUUGGACCCAAGAUUUCACUCGCAAAUCAAAUACUUGGAUGCGGAAAUCCUGCAUAUUUGA
Messenger RNA from Ogataea angusta, 1707 nucleotides. RefSeq lists its product as uncharacterized. Gene Ontology annotation, cellular component: cytoplasm. NCBI's taxonomy places the organism in Eukaryota, Fungi, Ascomycota, Pichiomycetes, Pichiales, Pichiaceae. The record is from RefSeq and is a predicted model, not a curated record. Gene Ontology annotation, biological process: phosphatidylcholine biosynthetic process; phosphatidylethanolamine biosynthetic process. Gene Ontology annotation, molecular function: ethanolamine kinase activity; choline kinase activity. The transcript has a single exon. Bases 1 to 1707 code for a protein of 568 amino acids.